Amphimedon queenslandica is the source of this 2130-nucleotide messenger RNA. Its product is annotated as cysteine-rich motor neuron 1 protein-like. NCBI's taxonomy places the organism in Eukaryota, Metazoa, Porifera, Demospongiae, Haplosclerida, Niphatidae. Gene Ontology annotation, biological process: positive regulation of BMP signaling pathway. Gene Ontology annotation, cellular component: extracellular region. Gene Ontology annotation, molecular function: protein binding. The transcript is spliced from 7 exons. The record is from RefSeq and is a predicted model, not a curated record. Bases 203 to 2008 code for a protein of 601 amino acids.
UCAAAUCAGUUACUGUAUCUGACUCCUUUAAAGUCAACACAGUUGCAGACCUGCAGCCUAUAUGAUGUCUACUUAAAAUGCAACAAUUGGGUCUAUUGUUGUAUCAAGAAUGAUAAGUAUAAAAGGGAGACUGAGAAGGAAGAGUUGAGAGUGUGACAAUAGCCUUUUUGUGUGAGUGUGUGUGUGCCUGUCUGCAAACAAGAUGCUUCUCCUUAGCACGAUUUUUUGUUUAUUUUUAUCUCUCAACCUUACAACUGCUCAGCUUGAUCCUGAGGGAACAGAGAGCCCAGCUCUUGUACCCUGUCCUCCUUGUGACUGCAGUAAGCCUGUUAGCUGUGAGGAGCACGACAUUGACAAUCCCUGCAAUUGCUGUGCAAAGUGUUACAGAAGAGUUGGAGAAGUCUGUGGAGCUGAUGCUGGAGAAUGCACACCAGAUCUGCUCUGCUUGCCUGAUGACCCUUACUCUGCAAGCUAUAAGGGAAAAUGCUAUGAGAUUACACCUUGCUUGACUUUCGGUUGCUCUGUAAAAGGAGACAAGUGUGAAUGUUAUUAUAAUAAUGUCUGUCCACUUCAGAGACUCCCUUUUUACACAAGGGAAGAGUGCGAGGAUACAUUAAAAAUUAAAAAGUGUAAAGAGGUAAGAUGUCCGGUCCAAGAAGACUGUGGUGAAGGAAUGUAUUUUGAAGAAGGUCCAUCAUUCUUUGAUCAUUGUUGUCCAGUUAAUGGUCAUUGCGUGUGCAAUGUCUCAAUGUGCAGUGGACCACCAGAAUCUUGUCCUGUUGGUACCAAGCUAGCUGUGACAAGAUCAGCUGAUCAGGGAGCAGGAGUUUGCUGCAAUGAAUAUGAAUGUCAAUUAAUCACCUGCAGUCAUAAUGGUGUAAAGUAUAACUUUGGUGAUGAGUGGAGAGAUGACUCCUGCACUACAUGCACUUGCACUGAAACUGGUGCAGAGUGUGCAUCAGUGAACUGCUCUGAGCCCACUGAUUGCUCCAUCACUUACAUACCCGAGGGAGAAUGCUGCCCCGUUUGUUUUGAGUCAAAUGAAACUGCUAACCCACCAGCCAAUGCACCAUUAGGCUGCAUUACCCUGGAAGGAGAGAGUCACAUUAAUGGGGAGACAUGGGAGAUUAAUCCGUGUGUAUCCUGCAGGUGUAAUAAUAAUGAAAUAAAGUGUCAUGAGAAAGUCUGUGAUGCUGUUCCUUGUAACAUUGAGGAAGGACAAGAGUAUGUAUUUCCUGUGGGAGCCUGCUGUCCGAUAUGCAAAGACAAAACACCUCCCACUGGCUCACCUACUGUCGUCCUUAUGCCUACUUCUUUAAUGACUUCUUCAAUGAUUUCUACAAUGACUUCUUCCAGUACUAUUACAGUUACUGAAACUCCUUCCCCUAGCAAUGAUGAAGAUACUCCUAUGGAUAAUAUACCUAACAUUGGGAACAAUGGCCCUAGCAAUGAGCCUACCACGCCUAGCAACACCGAGGAAGCAACCCCGACCACCAAACCAGGACCCACCCAAACAAGGAAUCUCGUCCUUCUUCUCAACAUACCUUAUAUGGAAGUGAGUAAAAUGUGGGAUCAGUUCUCUUCAGAGCUAGCCCUCAAACUCAAAGAGAGAAAGAUAGAACUGCAAGAUAUUAGUGCUCUACCUGAUGUCUCAUCAACAGUGAAUGCUACACUAUUUACUCUUAAACUGAAGGAAAAUGCCACAGAGGCCAUUAAUUUGGAAACAUCAGAGUCUGACAUUGCAGUCAUUGUGAACCAAAUGGCAGUUGAUUAUAACAUGAUGCCAGGAAAUAUGAAUAACAACAAUAAUAAUAAUGUUCAACCAGUAUCAGAUGAAAGCUAUGACACUCAUUUAACUGCUACUAUUAUAGUAAUGACUCUACUAGCUGCUGUGACACUUGUCAGUUUCAUUGGUGUGGUCAUUAUACUAGUCAUCAUUAACAGACGACUCAAAACAGCAAAGACAAUUAGAGGAACACCAACUAAAUCAACCAAUAAAGGACCUUAAAAUUAUUAUUGUGAUUAUUUGAUAUCAAUUUUAAAACAAUAAUGUAAUGUAUCAUAGUAGUAACAGUAAUGUAACAAAUUAAAUUAAAAUAUAUACCAUUAAUUUUUGAGAAUCUGAUAAAA